UGACAAUUGAUGACAACACAAAUUGGAUGAUAUUGUUCGUGACACAAAACAAAUCAAGACAGACAGACAGACAGACAGACACACAUAUAGGACAUUCAAUAAUACAACAUAAUGGAAAUGAGUAUACAAUGUUUAAAAUUAUUCAUAUGUGUAUUGUUAACACAGAAUUUAUUAAAUGUAACGAAUUCUGAGACAUUAUCUACCGCAACUGUCGACGAUGAAGAUCAUAGUCAUACGAAUACGAAUACAGCAGUGCCACAUUCAAGACAAAAACGUUUAUUAUGGGUAACAGAAGAUGGUAGAAUUGCAUUACCACCGGGUACAACGUUAGUUAUAACACCAUCACUAUCAUUACCAUUUAUUCGGUAUCCACCAGAUGGUUUCUUUUCAAAUAUGAGUAUUGCAUUACCAAUUACAAUUGAUUUUAAUAAAUUGGGUUUAACGGAUAAUCAAAAUCCAUAUGGAGUAGUUCCACCAUUAUUGGCCCGAUCAAUGGGUCGUGCAACUGGCAGUCUAUUAGGUAGCUACAUACGAGAACUGUUUUCGAGAAGAAAAAAACGUGAUACAACACCAAUUGAAAUCCCUGAACAAAUUCGUAAUGAAUUACAUGGUGGCGAAAGGGCGUUAUUGUUCACAGUCGUUGAGGACUUGUUAAGUAAUUUUGGUAUGGAUGGAAAGGCUUGUUUAUUGCGAGCUAUUUGUGAGGUUCAUUCACAUCCCUUGCAUAAUUUUGGUUUGUUUGGUGAAGUGUUAAAACUAUUUUUAAGUGCCAGUAAAUCUCCAUACUCCGAUUACUUAACCGAAUAUGUUGAAGCAGAACGAGCAGGUGCUGGCUUUGAUGAUAAGCCCCCUGGUGAAUGUUGGCCAUAUUUAAAACAAUGUCCGAAAUCCUUAUUUAGAAAUUCACAUAAUUUAUAUAGCAAAGAAUCAAAUGAAGUAUUUCACGAAAGCGAAAAUACAAACUCAAUAAUUGAGGAUGAAGACAAUCAAAAUGAAGAAGAUGCCAUACGAUCGUCAAAUGUUAUGCUAAAUGUAAAUAAACCUCCAAACAUGUAAAACAGUGACGAUAAUGACAUAUUUACGAAUUAUAGUGCCAAAAAAAAAACUUCAA
Molecule: messenger RNA, 1111 nt
Organism: Chrysoperla carnea
Lineage: Eukaryota; Metazoa; Arthropoda; Insecta; Neuroptera; Chrysopidae
Exons: 4
Coding region: 112-1056 (314 amino acids)
Source: RefSeq, a predicted model, not a curated record